Messenger RNA from Cucumis sativus (cucumber), 945 nucleotides. RefSeq names its product LOB domain-containing protein 1. The record is from RefSeq and is a predicted model, not a curated record. The transcript has 2 exons. Lineage: Eukaryota; Viridiplantae; Streptophyta; Magnoliopsida; Cucurbitales; Cucurbitaceae. The coding region runs from base 57 to 608 and encodes 183 amino acids.
UUAAUUAUUUGGUUUCGGUUCCCAUCAAUUUCUCCAAUCUCUCCCCCGCCUAAACUAUGGAGAAAAGUGCAGAAACAAAUACGGCGUCGACGGCGGUGGUGGUGGGUAGUUCUUCCCCAUGUGCGGCUUGUAAAAUUCUCCGGCGGAGAUGCCGAGAGAAUUGUGAAUUAGGGCCCUAUUUUCCUUCAAUGGAACCUCUCAAAUUCACUAUCGCCCAUAGAGUCUUUGGUGCUAGCAACAUUAUCAAGUUGCUUCAGGAUCUUCCUGAAUCACAAAGAGGAGAUGCUGUGAACAGUAUGGUAUACGAGGCAAGUGCAAGAAUAAGAGAUCCAAUCUAUGGAUGCGCAGGCUCAAUUUUCCACCUCCAAAGACAAAUAAAUGACCUACAAGGCGAGUUAGCCAAGGCUCAAGCAGAGGUUCUCAGAAUGCAUUGUCAACAAGCCAAUUUGAUGACUCUAAUUUGGAAGGAAUUGGGUCAAGUGCCACAACCACCAAUGCAUGAUCAUCAAUCACUUAACGACCCUUACAACAUUGCUAGCCCUCAAAGUUAUCACUCCUAUUCAUACUUAUUUGAGGAGUGUAAUGUUUUGGAGCCCAUGUGGACUUGAAAUAGUAUUUAAUCUAGUUUAGAAUCAACGAGUUAGAUUAGACAUUGAGACAUUACCUUCAAAAGAUUUCGUACUUAAAUACUUCAGUAAUCAAGAUGCUCUAAAUAACGACUAAGUACUACUCUUUCAUAUAUUUGACUUUAGUAGACUCGUUAGAAUUUUUUUAUAUAUACUUCUCAUCUAGUUCCUUUAGUUUCUUUGAACUCCUCUCAAUUCUUAUCAAAUGAAUGGAAAAAAUAGUCUCAAAAUCUCAUAGAAAAACAAUACUUUAGUUAUAAAACAGGCCACACAUUGUAUUCUCAAUUUCUCUCUAAAUCAAUAUAUUAUUUUCAUGUCA